UUGGAACCAUGAUUUAGAUGAUUCCUACAUUGUGAGGUUCUCUGUUCCAUCGCCUAUGCUAGUGGAGCGAUUCAAAAUAGAGGUGGGCAAGGACGUUGAACCUCCAAUCAUCUGGGACGGAGCCGAGGUAUUCAUGGAGACAGCCAUCGAUUUCAGCGCACUGUAUAUAAAGACUCAAAAGUCUGGCCUUUAUAGGCUGUUGCCUUCUUUUGCUUUUCAGUUAGAGAAAGUUCCAUUAUUGCACUUCGCGAUUAAAUACAUAAAACCUGAAGGUUACCUUGGUAUCAUGAACUGUCGUCAAAGAAUGGCAUACGCUCUAGCACCGAAUGAUGAUAUGCCUAGCCUGAAAAAGAUGGAAGUAGAAGCAAGCAAGAUUGGUUUCCGCAGCGAGUGGGGCCGAUCGAUCGGGCAAAUCCACCCCGGAGGAUAUACCCCUCCUCCGAUGCACGAGUACCGCGAGUUGGACGACGGUGAUGAUGACCAGCCAGUUAGCUUGGGUGUUGACCCUUCUAUUAUACGACUUCUGUAGCGAUAUUCAGCUUUUGUGGCGUUUUAUGACGGAGUCACAGGAAGUGAUACAUUUUCUUAACAACACAAAGUGGAAAGCUGCUGCACCUUCGUUUAAAACAAUAAUGAUAUUAGAAUCCGAAAUCUGGGACAAAAUUGUCCCAGUGGUUCUGAAACUAAUUAUAUUAUUUUCUGAAUUUGAUUGGGUCUCUGUCGAGACUUAAAUCGCUCCUAAAGACAAGAAAUUCUAAAGAGUUAGUCUAAGGACGCUUCUCGAGCAAGAAGUCUUUCGGGUUUACAAAUAGGACUAACGUCUAAGGUUGCAUUUAAUUUUAUUAAGUGAAGAUAUUUGUAUUUUUCAAGAUACA
Messenger RNA from Hyposmocoma kahamanoa, 875 nucleotides. RefSeq lists its product as uncharacterized. Bases 56 to 529 code for a protein of 157 amino acids. Lineage: Eukaryota; Metazoa; Arthropoda; Insecta; Lepidoptera; Cosmopterigidae. The record is from RefSeq and is a predicted model, not a curated record. The transcript has 4 exons.